AUGAAUUUAGUUCUUUCAAAGAGACCACAAAAGAGUUCUAGCUAAGAAUUAUAAAAGAUAUGCAAGGUCUCUCAUGUUUUGACAAAUAUUUUUAAUUUAAAAAUCCAAGAAUAGGUUUAAUCUUAAAUUGAAAAAAAGGAAGAUAAAAAUGAUUAGUCUCAUAUAACUUGCUUUUAAUAUGAUGUAGAAUUUCAACCUGAAGUAUCUGAAGACGACAGAUAGCUAAGAUAUGCAAUAUUUAAGAAAGCAAGGAAAGAUAUAGAAAGAUUAAUAGGCAAAUUUAGCUUUUCUGGAAAAUCUUUUUACUCUCUGAUAAAACCAAUAAAAGAAAAAAUGUAUAAAGAAUAUUUGAAUUUUGACAGUAUUAAAAUAGGUGAAUAAUCAUAUUCUAUGAGAAUUAAGUUUGUGAAGUAAAUAGAAGUUUAGAAUGAUGAAACCGUAGAUUAAUUUUCUAAUAACUAAAUUAACUAAAUUCUAAAUAUCACUUUCAAAGAUAUUUUGAGAGAAGAAAAUUUUAUUGAAAUUGGCAAAAACUCUAAAUUCUAUAAGGAAAAUGAUAUUAAGGAGAGAUAGAUCACUUUAAAAAAUGGUUAUGAUAUUUAAUUUCAAAUUUAUAAAGGUAUAACAUUUUAGAUAUAUCAAACCCUUGAGAAAUACUAAAUAACUCUAGAUUUUACAAGUAGAAUAAUGAGAAAAGAUAAUGCACUGAAAUACUUAAAAGAAUUCAAAAAUGGAAUUAUCGGCUAAUCUGUAAUUACUGCGUAUAACAAUUAUUAAAGAUAUCAAAUAACAGAUUUAGAUAGAACUAAAACUCCAUAGAGUUAAUUUUUAUGGAAUCAAACAAAUAAUUAAAUUUCGUUUUUAGAUUAUUACUACUACAAAUACAGGAUCAAAAUUGAACAUAUUAACCAACCUCUUUUAGUUUCAUUUACAAAAAAGAGAGAUCCUAUUACUAAGCAAUAUCAGAAAAAAAUUAUUUAUUUAGUCCCAGAGCUAUGCCUGAUGGCUGGGUUAAGCUCAAAUGAAAAAAGAAGCAUCAACUAAAUCACUCGUGGAAUUUAACUCAAUCCAAAGGAAAGAUAUGAAUAUACAAUAGAAGAAUCUUAAUUACUUCGCAAAUAAUCAUCUCAUUAAGAAGUCUAUAUAGAUAGUAUUCCAAUAUAAGCUAAAGCCUACAUUUUAAAUCCUCCUAAUAUCAUACUAAAAAAUAGUAAAAUAAUUCCUGAAUAGGGAAAAUUUGAUUUUAAGGGCUAAAUAUUUGAAUGCAAAACUGAUUUUACAGAUUGGAUAAUCAUUUACUCAAACAAAAAUUAGACCCUAGUAAACAAACUUUUAAAAUUAUUUCAAAAUAUCACUUAAAAACUGGAAAUAAAGUAUGAAGAUCCUAAAAUAAUUCAUCAUUCUUUAGUGAAUCCUAAACAUUUAAUAGAAAAAUUAGAUAAAUAUUUUAUUGAAACUGAGUAUUUGCCUAGUUUUAUUGUAACAUUUGGAGACUUAAAUACAAAUUUCUAUUAGUAAAUCAAACAUUUCUUUUGUAUUUUAGCUAAUGUUGAAUCUUAACAUAUUAGUCCUUAAUCUUUAAAAAAUAAAAAUAAAUAUAAAAUUUGCCUUAAUAUCGUCCUAUAAAUAUUAUAAAAGACUGGCAACCAAAUUUGGAAUGUGGAAAUGCCUAUGUAAAUCACAUCGUAGACAAUAAAUACUAUGAUUGUUGGAAUAGAAACUAGCCGAAAUAUAAUCAAAGGAAAAUAAAUUAUUGCCGUUGUUUGCUCUAUCAACAGAAACUUCUCAAGAUAUCUAUCUUAAGUUUACUUUAGAGAAAAAGGUUGCAAAUAGCUUCAUUAAUUGUAGAAAAUUAUAAAAGAUGGAAUACUAAUUUACUAAUAAAUAGUAAAAAAAUUACCAAAACAAAUAAUAAUUUACAAAUAAGGUUAAGGUGAUGACCUAAAACAAAACAGUCAUUUAACUGAAAUAGAAUCUAUUUAAAAUAUUGCAAGCAAUAUUAGUCCUACUUAUUCUCCUAAAUUUGCUUAUUUUAAUGUUAACAAAAAUGUUACAUAAAAGAUUUAUCAAUAAAAUGAAGACAAAGCAAUUUCCAAUCCUAUUCCAGGAACAGUAUUUUCACACGAAACAAGUAAAUCUUAAAUUCAUUUCUAUCUAAUAGCUUAAAAUUGUAGGAAUGGUGUUAGCAUUCCAACAAAAUACAGCCUUUUAUACAACUCAACUGAUUUGAAUUAAGAAACUUUUUGGUAGUUUACAUACUAUUAAACUUUCAACUACUACAAUUAAUAAGGUUCCAUAAGAGUACCCGCAGCCUUGAAAUACGCCGAGAAACUAGCAAAAUAUGUUUUUGAUUAUCUCUAAGAUGACAACUUUGGUGAUUUAAAAAAAAAUUUAUUUUAUCUAUGA
Messenger RNA from Tetrahymena thermophila SB210, 2406 nucleotides. Its product is annotated as piwi-like protein. NCBI's taxonomy places the organism in Eukaryota, Ciliophora, Oligohymenophorea, Hymenostomatida, Tetrahymenidae. The record is from RefSeq and is a predicted model, not a curated record. The transcript has a single exon. Gene Ontology annotation, molecular function: piRNA binding; protein binding. Gene Ontology annotation, cellular component: P granule. Gene Ontology annotation, biological process: regulatory ncRNA-mediated gene silencing.